This is a messenger RNA of Medioppia subpectinata, 1551 nucleotides long. The record is from the annotation of a GenBank genome assembly. Lineage: Eukaryota; Metazoa; Arthropoda; Arachnida; Sarcoptiformes; Oppiidae.
AAUUGUGGCCACGAUUUACUGAAUCCCAAAUACUUGUGGGACGAGACGAAGAAAGUGGAGCCGUGGAUCAGAUUGCAGAUCAAAUGCCUGCUCGCAAACUAUUCAAACGAGUUUGAUUUGGCGCUCAUUAAAUGGCUCACGAGUUGUGAUUACAAUACAGUUUUAAAGUCGGUUAAAAAGUCAAACGCUGUUAAUGUGAACAAUAGUUAUGGCAACAAACGGAUCAAUUACUUCGAGGGCCAAAUCGGCGAACCAGAAGUGGCCAGAAUUGUCGAGAGCCGAGAGUUUGAUCAAAAUGUUGAAAUUGGCUUAAGAUUUAAGACAGCAAAUAAGGCACAAAACUUCAAUUGCAACACAAUAUUCACCGCAAACCGAAAGACGUUGAAACAGAUCCCGCAAUCAGUUAGGGAUCAACUGAAACGAGUGAUGAUAAACGAGAUAUCGUCCAAAAACGUGAUGAAAUACGAAGAGGCCGUUUGUCUGUCGGACAUAACACAGUUGUCGUACACGAAUCGGUGGAGACUUUACAGACUUUGGGUCCAAAUCUAUGUGAGGAUAAAGAAAUGGCAAUUCGAUGAACUCAACGAUCGGUUUGACGUCGAGAUCGCGGCCCAGAAGAGGCUGUUUGUCGACACCGAUGUACUGUUGAUCGGCGGCACUGAUAUCGUCGGUAUGACCACAACGGGUGCCGCCAAAAACAGAUCCAUUCUGGAGAGGAUUGACCCGCAGAUAGUGGUGGUGGAAGAGGCGGCCGAAGUGAUUGAGAGUCAUAUCAUCACGUCGUUGACCAGAAACACUGAACACCUGAUCCUAAUCGGUGACCACAAACAACUGCGGCCACAGCCGGCUGUAUAUCAGUUGGCCGUCAAAUACAAUUUGGAUGUCUCUCUGUUUGAGCGCAUGAUUAACAACGGAAUGCCAUUUAAUCAGUUAAAACUUCAGCACCGGAUGAGACCAGAGAUCUCUCGUCUAUUGGUUCCCCAUAUUUACAAACAACUCGACGAUCACGAGAGUGUCCGCCACUACGAGAAUGUCACAGGUCUGAAGCGAAACAUGUAUUUCAUCACUCAUUCACAUCCGGAAUCGGGAAACGACGAGCGGAUGAGCAAAUCCAAUGAAUAUGAGGCCCUAUUUGUGGUACGUCUGGCCAAACACCUGCUCUACCAGUGCUACGAGAAGCGGGAGAUCACUAUUCUUGUGCCCUACUCUUCGCAACUCAUACUAAUCAAUCGACUGUUGCGAUCGGAUCCCGAGUGCGAGACAAUGAGCGCCACCACUAUUGACAACUUUCAGGGCGAAGAGAAUGAGCUGAUUCUGGUGUCGUUCGUGCGAAGCAAUGCCAACCAACAAAUCGGUUUCCUGAAGACACCCAAUCGGGUCAACGUUGCCCUCUCGCGGGCCAAACGCGGUCUCUAUUGUGUCGGCGAUUUUGACUUCUUCGCCAAAAACAGUAAACUCUGGUCUCAGAUCACUAACCAUUUGCGNGUGACCAGUACUUCAACAAAUUCUUCAUUAUCAUCGGCGGCGGUGUUGUCUGAUAUGAUCCCAUGA